This is a messenger RNA of Malaya genurostris, 1115 nucleotides long. RefSeq names its product EEF1A lysine methyltransferase 2. The record is from RefSeq and is a predicted model, not a curated record. Gene Ontology annotation, cellular component: cytoplasm. Gene Ontology annotation, molecular function: protein-lysine N-methyltransferase activity. The transcript has 3 exons. Gene Ontology annotation, biological process: peptidyl-lysine monomethylation; peptidyl-lysine dimethylation. NCBI's taxonomy places the organism in Eukaryota, Metazoa, Arthropoda, Insecta, Diptera, Culicidae. Bases 371 to 1036 code for a protein of 221 amino acids.
ACGGAUCUACUGAUCCGUAGACAAAAUCUACGGAAAUUGGAUUUUUCUACGCAAAUCUACGGAAAUUUAAAUUUAUCAACGGAGAACUACGGAAACUAGUUUUGUCUGACGACCAAAAAAAAAAGCUUUUCACCGCGAGAGCUUCCGAGAAAAGUGCCAAUCUACGGAAAUGACACUACUACUAUCUGGCAUCGCUGGCUGUUUCCACGGUUCCACCGUUUACGCGUUUACUAUGUUCUGGAACGAAUUGUUCCUAAAGCGCGUGAGAUGCGAGCCGUUCAACAUCAUCAAAAGAAAGUUUGUGAUUGCAAACAUUAUUCAGAUUUUGUUUUCAACAGUGUGCAGCAAUCUAUAAAAUCAAUAAUUGACGAUGGAUGAAAAACCGAUAGAAGAAUUGGAGAGUUCAGAGUUGGGUACUAAAGAAUAUUGGGAGAAGAGCUACGAAACGGAAAUUCAAAACUAUAGGGAUCAUGGAGAUGUUGGAGAGGUUUGGUUCGACGAAGAUAGUCAACUAAGAAUUAUCAGGUGGAUUGAGAAGCAGGAAGCGUUAAUAUGUCAAGAUGACCCUAUCAUUGAUUUAGGAUGCGGAAACGGAAUGAUGCUAGUAGAAAUGGCUCGUGAAGGUUACAGCAAUCUCACUGGUAUUGAUUAUUCACCUAAAGCCGUGGAGCUUGCCCAAGCUAUAUCUAAAGACCAAGAUGUGCACAUUACGUACAAAGUAGCUGAUUUACUAGACAAAUCAAAUGUGACCAGCUUGGGAACAUUCAAAGUAGUUCAUGAUAAGGGCACCUACGAUGCAAUAAGUUUACAUCCUGAAGAUUCAAAGUCUAUGAGACAAAUUUACAUCUGUAAUGUCCACCAGCUGCUGCAAACUGAUGGACUGUUCAUUCUCACAUCAUGUAACUGGACUCAAAUGGAGUUGGUAAAAAGUUUUGAAGAGCAUUUCAGUUUACAUCAGGUUAUUCCGACACCUUCUUUUACAUUCGGUGGUGCAGUGGGUAAUGUUGUUACUUCAGUUGUAUUUAAAAAGAAAUAAAUAAUAUAACGUUUUGAUUGUUAAUUACUUAAUAAUGAAUAUGCUGGACAAAUAUAAAGUAUUGCAUGAUUUACGUCAA